AUGAACUUCCCUUCUACUGUUUCUUGUACCAUAAGGAAGAUUUUUAACCUAAGACAGAAGGUUCAGAUCUGGAUAACAACAGUGGUGGGAAAUGGUCUUGACACUUUCCUAUGGUAUCAUAAUUGGCAUCCUUUUGGACCUUUAAAGGAUUGGUUUGGUGACAGGCUUGAUCACAACCUUCUAAGAUCUCAAAAUUCCGUAGUGGCUUCUACCACAAGCGAUAACACAUGGCACUGGGAUAGGCCAAGAACCCUCAUUGUUAGAGAAAUUUUGGCUCACAUUCCUCCAAACCUGCAACCUCAUUGGUUUCAGGACUCCAUCUCCUGGCACAAAGUGGUCUGGUUCUCUAAGGCAGUUCCUAGAUGGUCUGUUAUUGAAUGGCUGGCUAUUCUUGCUAGAUUGUCCACAAAAGACAGAUUGCAGGUGUGGGGUACUGUUGACAAUGCUGACGGUGUUUUGUGUUCUGGGGGUCUGGAAACUCAUUCCCAUUUGUUCUUUUUGUGCCCUUUUUCUAGCCAAGUUUGGAGGGACAUACUUAGAAUGAAUAAUCUCACUAAGAUUCCUGGUACUUUGUUACAAGAACUGGAUUGGUUCAGACACAACAUGAAAGGGGAGGGUUUUUUUACAGUCUUUAUGCAAAUUAUCCCUAGCUGCUACCAUCUACCACCUAUGGAGGAAGAGGAAUGCACAAAUUUUUCAACACAAAAUGAUGGAUGCAGGUGA
Molecule: messenger RNA, 723 nt
Organism: Rhododendron vialii
Lineage: Eukaryota; Viridiplantae; Streptophyta; Magnoliopsida; Ericales; Ericaceae
Exons: 2
Coding region: 1-723 (240 amino acids)
Source: RefSeq, a predicted model, not a curated record